AUGAUUAAACGUCUGAGGAAGGUAAGCCUGCCAGCCGUUUCGGCGGCUAUCCUGUCUUGCAGUUACCACUAUGGUAGGGUCCUGGGAGUGAUUUGCUUUGACAUUGGUAAAAGGACCUCAGACCAGUCCUUGGUGGGUCGCAAUCGGAACCGACUUAAAUGGUACUGCCUGAGUUUGCGGCUCAUUAGCGCCACGUCAGUAUUGUGUUUCUGUGCUCCUCACGUUGCGGAUAUCGAGGAUCUCUACAUUUGGAUUCUACAAUUCCUGCGUCUUUCGGCCAGCCUCAUAUGCUCCAUCUGCAUUAUAGUGGUUCAGAUUGGCUAUGAAAAGGAGCUGCUUCGGAUGAUCAACAGUUUCCUGCGGCUUUUUCGACGUGUUCGUCGUUUGUCGUCCUUGAAAAGGAUUGGAUUUGGCGGCAAACGGGAGUUCUUCCUGCUCACUAUCAAAUUCAUCUGCUUGGUCUACGAACUGUACUGUGAGUUGUGCCAACUGGGCAAUCUACACACUUUGCUACGGUUGUCCACAAUGAUGUUGGAUAUAAUCCUGGAAAUUGGCUCUCUGAUGAUUAUACACAUUGGAUUCUUUGGAUACCUCAGCGUAGCCGCUCUGUAUUCCGAGUUAAAUAGAUUCGUGCGUGUUGAGUUAAGACGACAACUAAGAUCCUUGGAGCGUCCUGGCGGAGGUCCUGUAAGUCGAAGGCAACUUAGGAUCGUUGAAAAUCGCCUGGAUGAGUGUAUAUCAGUUUACGACGAAAUCGAACGAGUGGGCCGAUCAUUUCAUCGCCUCUUUGAAUUUCCUGUUCUUAUAAUUCUGAUUGUAAAGAUAUUUGCCACUACUGUUUUAUCCUACGAGGUGAUCAUUCGAGCCGAGUUGUAUCCCAGUAAGGCCGGUAUGUGGGGUCUGGUGGUGAAAAGUUUUGCGGAUGUUAUACUCCUCACCUUGGCGGUUCACGAGGCGGUCAGUAGUUCCCGAGUGGUUCGGCGUUUGAGUUUGGAGAACUGUCCCAUUAGCGAUCACAAGGAGUGGCAUGUCAAGUGGGAAAUGUUCCUGAGUCGCCUGAACUUCUUUGAAUUUCGGGUAAGACCCUUGGGAUUGUUUGAGGUCUCCAACGAAGUAAUUCUGCUAUUUAUAUCCAGUAUGAUCACAUAUUUUACCUAUGUGGUUCAGUACGGUAUUCAAACCAAUCUAUUGUGA
Molecule: messenger RNA, 1194 nt
Organism: Drosophila subpulchrella
Lineage: Eukaryota; Metazoa; Arthropoda; Insecta; Diptera; Drosophilidae
Gene: Gr93c
Product: putative gustatory receptor 93c
Exons: 2
Coding region: 1-1194 (397 amino acids)
Biological process (GO): sensory perception of taste
Cellular component (GO): membrane
Source: RefSeq, a predicted model, not a curated record